Messenger RNA from Meleagris gallopavo (turkey), 823 nucleotides. The record is from RefSeq and is a predicted model, not a curated record. Lineage: Eukaryota; Metazoa; Chordata; Aves; Galliformes; Phasianidae.
GGCCAUCGAAACUGUGUUUCCUGGCAAACGAAGUUUCCUCCUCUCGAGGUCGACAUUUGUGGGGUCGGGGAAGUACUCAGGGCAUUGGCUGGGGGACAACACGGCAUCGUGGGAUCAGCUGAAGUGGUCAAUCCCUGGAAUUCUGGAAUUCGGGCUCUUUGGGAUCCCCUAUGUCGGUGCUGACAUCUGUGGGUUCUUUGAGAACACGACGGAGGAGCUGUGCAGGCGCUGGAUGCAGGUGGGAGCGUUUUACCCCUUUUCCAGGAACCACAACACCGAACUCUGCUCCCCCCAGGAUCCAGCCUACUUCGGCGCCGACUCCAUGUUGGUGGCAUCCUCCAUCCAUUACCUGAACAUCCGCUACACGCUGCUGCCCUACCUCUACACCCUCUUCUACAAAGCUCACACACAGGGGGACACGGUGGCACGGCCCCUCAUGCACGAGUUUUACUCAGAUGAAGCCACGUGGGACGUGGACAAGCAGUUCCUGUGGGGCCCUGCGUUGCUCAUCACUCCAGUGAUGGACCCAGGGGUGGAGGUGAUCCAGGCUUACAUCCCUGAUGCUGCCUGGUACGAUUACGAAACGGGAGCCAGGAUCUCGUUCCGCAAGCAGAGCGCAGAGCUUUACCUCCCCGCGGACAAAAUGGGGCUGCACCUCCGGGGGGGCCACGUGGUGCCCACCCAGCGCCCCAACACCACCACUGUUACCAGCCGCAGGAAUGCGCUGGGGCUGAUCGUGGCACUGGACGACAACGGGACAGCAGUGGGGGAGCUUUUCUGGGACGACGGCGAAUCGACGGGUGAGUGACGCCUGGGACCCCUC